Molecule: messenger RNA, 1385 nt
Organism: Musa acuminata subsp. malaccensis (wild Malaysian banana)
Lineage: Eukaryota; Viridiplantae; Streptophyta; Magnoliopsida; Zingiberales; Musaceae
Biological process (GO): protein phosphorylation
Cellular component (GO): cytoplasm
Molecular function (GO): ATP binding; protein serine/threonine kinase activity
Source: RefSeq, a predicted model, not a curated record
AGUUAAUUCUUUUUUUUUGGUAGGAUUGCAUGUUUGAGAGACAGUGAGAGAGAGAGAGAGAGAGAGAGAGCGAGGGAGGGAGGGAGGGAGAAACGAUGCCCUCUCCUUGAGGAGCAAUAAUAGGAAGGCGACCGACACGAAGAUUCAUAAACCAUAGGAAAAGAGAGAAAGAAAGAAAGUGGGAGGGAGAGGGGAAGGAGGAGGUGAGCGACACCAACAUGGGAUGCUCCUUCUCGGGUCUGAACGCCUUCUAUGACGCCGUCAACGGGGGCGGAGACGUUUGGAUCAACGAGAACCGCUUCCGGAUCGUCAGGCAGCUCGGCGAGGGCGGCUUCGCCUACGUCUUCCUCGUUAAAGAGGUCGUCGCCGAUGGCGCCGCUGGCCUCGCCCGCAACAAGUCCAUCGAUCCCUCCCACAUCUCAGAUCAUGGAACAUAUGCGAUGAAGAAAGUCAUCAUACAAACAGAGGAGCAGUUGGAGUUGGUUAAGCAGGAGAUCCGUGUCUCCUCCCUGUUCAAUCAUCCUAAUUUGCUUCCCCUCCUCGAUCAUGUAGUCAUUCCUGUCAAGGGCACGCAAGACGGAUCACGGAAACAUGAAGCUUACUUAUUGUUCCCAGUUCAUCUAGAUGGAACUUUACUUGACAUAGCCAAAGUCAUGCAAUCAAAGAAGGAAUUUUUUACAACAACUACUGUUCUUCAGAUUUUCAGACAGCUUUGUGCUGGUCUUAAGCACAUGCACAGCUUUGAUCCUCCGUAUGCUCAUAAUGAUGUGAAACCUGGAAAUGUACUCAUUACACAUAGGAAGGGACAACCACCUGGUGCUAUUUUAAUGGAUUUUGGAAGCGCUCGCCCUGCAAGAAAAGAAAUCCGUUCAAGGUCAGAGGCAUUACAGCUACAGGAUUGGGCUAGCGAGCACUGCUCUGCACCUUUUCGAGCUCCUGAAUUGUGGGACUGUCCGAGUCAUGCUGAUAUUGAUGAGAGGACUGAUAUAUGGUCUCUCGGAUGUACUUUAUAUGCAAUAAUGUAUGGAGCAUCGCCAUUUGAAUAUGCAAUUGGUGAAUCAGGAGGGAGCCUACAGUUAGCUGUUAUGAAUGCACAGAUAAAAUGGCCAUCUGGGCCGGAUCCUCCUUACCCCGAGAGUCUUCAUCAGUUUAUAGUAUGGAUGUUACAGCCUCAACCAGCAGUGCGACCGAAGAUUGAUGAUAUAAUCGUUCAUGUCGACAAGCUCAUAUCAAAAUACUCAUCUUAAGACACAAGAAAUUGGUUGAUGGGUCAGACUUUGUAAUUUGUCAUUAGUUGCUUUAAUGAGAUAACGAUUUACAUAUUGAUGGACAGCCCAUAUUUGGCCUUCUAUCUUCAAUAUAAAUUAUUAAAUUUGAGUCGUUCA